CAUGGGCCGUUUGGAGCUGCUGCUCGUGGAGAACUUCAAGUCCUGGCGAGGCCGCCAGGUCAUCGGCCCUUUCAGGAGGUUCACCUGCAUCAUCGGCCCCNGGUCCCCAGGAAAAUCUAAUGUCAUGGAUGCACUUAGUUUUGUCAUGGGAGAGAAAACGGCUAAUUUAAGAGUGAAACAUAUUCAAGAACUUAUUCAUGGAGCACAUAUUGGAAAGCCUAUUUCUUCUUUUGCAAGUGUAAAAAUUGUGUAUGUGGAGGAAAAUGGAGAAGAAAAAACAUUUACAAGAAUUAUUCGAGGAGGAUGCUCAGAAUUUCGUUUUGAUGAUAAUCCUGUGAGUCGUUCCACUUAUAUCGCAGAGUUGGAAAAGAUAGGUAUAUUAAUCAAAGCACGGAACUGUCUAGUUUUUCAAGGAACUGUAGAGUCGAUUUCAAUGAAAAAACCCAAAGAAAGAACCCAGUUUUUUGAGGAAAUCAGCACUUCAGGAGAGCUUAUAGGAGAAUAUGAGGAAAAGAAAAGAAAGUUACAGAAAGCUGAAGAGGAUGCACAGUUUAAUUUUAAUAAAAGAAAAAACAUAGCUGCAGAGCGCAAACAUGCAAAAUUAGAGAAAGAUGAGGCAGAACGUUACCAGACUCUCCUUGAAGAACUUAAAAUAAAUAAGAUUCAACUGCAGCUUUUCAAGCUAUAUCAUACUGAGAAAGAAAUUCAUUUGCUGAACACUGAGUUAGAGAAUGUGAGUAGGAAUUUGAGUGACACAAAAGAAUCUCUUUCUCAUCAUGAAAACGCAGUGAAAGCCAAGAAAAAGGAGCAUGGGAUGCUAACUAGACAGCUGCAACAAACAGAAAAAGAAUUAAAAUCUCUUGAAGCACUUUUAAAUCAGAAGAGGCCCCAAUAUAUUAAAGCCAAAGAAAACACUUCUCACCAUCUUAAGAAAUUAGAUGUGGCUAAGAAAUCCGUGAAGGACAGUGAAAAACAAUGUUCUAAACAGGAAGAUGACAUAAAAGCCCUAGAGACAGAGCUGGUUGAUCUAGAUGUUGCAUGGAAAAGUUUUGAAAAGCAAUCGGAAGAAGUCCUACAGAAAGUGCGAGACAUUGAAUUAGAAGCCAGUCAGCUGGAUCGUUAUAAAGAACUUAAGGAACAAGUAAGGAAGAAGGUGGCUAUAAUGACCCAACCACUGGAAAAACUGCAGUGGGAACACAAGGCUGAUAAGGAAAGACUGGCAUUUGAAAAGAGGAGGCAUGGAGAAACUCAGGAAAAUCUAAAACAAGUAAACGAACAAAUAGAAGAUCAUAAAAAGCGAAUAGAGAAGUUGGAGGAGUACACAAAAACAUGCAUGGAUUGCUUGAAAGAAAAAAAACAGCAAGAGGAAAUACUAGUGGAUGAAAUUGAAAAAACAAAAUCAAGAAUUGCGGAAAUUAAUGAAGAGAUGAGUCUUAUUAGAAGUGAACUGCAGAAUGCUGGGAUUGAUACCCAUGAGGGAAAACGCCAGCAAAAGAGGGCAGAGAUUCUGGAAAACCUUCAAAAACUUUACCCAGACGCUGUGUUUGGAAGACUGCUUGACCUGUGUCAUCCUAUUCAUAAGAAGUACCAGCUGGCUGUCACUAAGCUUUUUGGCCGGUACAUAGUCGCCAUUAUUGUAACCUCUGAAAAAGUAGCAAGAGAUUGUAUUCAAUUUCUGAAGGAGGAAAGAGCCGAACCUGAGACAUUCCUUGCUCUAGAUUUCAUUGAUAUCAAGCCAAUUAAUGAAAGGUUGCGGGAGAUUAAAGGCUGUAAAAUGGUGAUUGAUGUCAUAAAGACUCAGUUUCCUCAGCUGAAGAAAGUAAUUCAGUUUGUGUGUGGAAAUGGCCUUGUCUGUGAGACUGUGGAGGAAGCAAGGCACAUUGCCUUUGAUGGACCUGAAAGACGGAAAACAGUAGCUCUUGAUGGAACAUUAUUUUUAAAAUCUGGGGUGAUCUCUGGAGGUUCAAGUGACUUAAAAUACAAGGCUCGAUGCUGGGAUGAGAAAGAGAUAAAGAAUUUAAGAGACAGAAGAACCCAUCUAAUGCAAGAAUUAAAGGAUUUAAUGAAGAUGCUUCGCAAGGAAGCAGAUUUAAAACAAAUACAGGCUCUAGUACAAGGAACCCAUACACGACUCAAAUACUCACAGAGUGAACUAGAGAUGAUGAAGAAAAAGCACCUUGCUGCCUUUCAGCGGGAGCAAUCUCAGCUACAAAGUGAACUACUAAAUAUUGACUCUCAAUGUUCUAUGUUGAAUGAAGCAAUCAAAAAGUGGCAACAAAGGAUUAAAGAACUUCAAGAAAAGAUAGACAAGGUUGAAGAUGAUAUUUUUCAACACUUCUGUGAAGAAAUUGGUGUGGAAAAUAUUCGUGAAUUUGAGAAAAAACAUGUUAAACAGCAACAAGAAAUUGAUCAAAAAAGGUUAGAAUUUGAAAAACAAAAAACUAGGCUUAAUAUUCAACUAGAAUAUAGUCGCAAUCAGCUGAAGAAGAAACUAAAUAAGAUCAACACAUUAAAAGAAACUAUCCAGAAAGGUAGAGAAGACAUUGAUAACCUGAAGAAGGUUGAAGAAACUUGUCUGCAGGCUGUGGAUGAGCUCAUGGGGAAGCGGCAGCAACUGCAGGACGCAUUUGCCGCCCAGAAUUCCAAAGUGGAGAAAGCCCACGCUCAAACUGAAGAGGAGCGGAAGAAGUUCUUGGCUGUUGACAGGGAAGUGGGAAAACGGCAAAAAGAAGUUGUGGUUGUUCAGUCUUCUCUGGAACAGAAAUGGCUAGAGAAGCAUAAUAUGCUGCUUGAUUGCAAAGUUCAAGACAUUGAAAUCCAUCUUCUGUUGGGGUCCCUAGAUGACAUCAUUGAAGUAGAGCUGGGAACUGAAGCGGAAAGCAGCCAGGCCACAGUGGACAUCUAUGAAAGAGAAGCAGCCAUUGAGAUAGACUACAGCUCCCUGAGAGAGGACUUGAAGGCUCUACAAUCUGAUAAGGAAGUUGAGGCCCAUCUUAAACUCCUUCUGCAACAAGUAGCCUCGCAAGAAGAAGUCCUGUUGAAGACAGCAGCCCCGAACCUCCGAGCCUUGGAGAACCUGAAGACUGUCCGAGACAGGUUUCAGGAGUCCACAGAUGCUUUUGAGGCCAGCAGAAAGGAAGCCAGAAUGCGUAGGCAAGAGUUUGAACAGGUGAAAAAAAGGAGAUAUGAUCUUUUCAGCCAGUGUUUUGAGCACAUCUCAGUCUCAAUUGAUCAAAUCUACAAGAAGCUCUGCAGAAACAACAGUGCCCAAGCAUUUCUUAGCCCAGAGAACCCAGAAGAGCCUUACUUGGAGGGAAUCGGCUAUAACUGCGUGGCCCCCGGCAAACGGUUCAUGCCGAUGGACAACUUGUCGGGGGGAGAGAAAUGUGUGGCAGCUCUGGCGCUCCUGUUCGCUGUGCACAGUUUCCGGCCUGCGCCGUUCUUUGUUCUGGAUGAAGUGGACGCAGCCCUGGACAAUACGAACAUCGGCAAAGUAGCAAGUUAUAUCAAAGAGCAGACUCAAGAACAGUUUCAGAUGAUAAUCAUCUCCCUCAAGGAGGAGUUCUAUGCCAAGGCCGACGCCCUGAUCGGCAUCUACCCAGAGCACGAUGACUACAUGUUCAGCCGAGUUCUGACUUUAGAUCUUUCUCAGUAUCCAGACACUGAAGGCGAAGAAGGCAGCAGGAGACAGCGAGAGUCCCGCUAGGGUCCGAGUGCCCCGGCGCAGCUGCCGGCUCUCAGAGCGGAUGAGUUAGCUGUGUCAGGUCAUCACUGUUCAGUUCU
Myotis davidii is the source of this 3783-nucleotide messenger RNA. It is a transcript of the gene SMC1B, whose product is annotated as structural maintenance of chromosomes 1B. Bases 2 to 3706 code for a protein of 1234 amino acids. The transcript has 25 exons. NCBI's taxonomy places the organism in Eukaryota, Metazoa, Chordata, Mammalia, Chiroptera, Vespertilionidae. Gene Ontology annotation, molecular function: ATP hydrolysis activity; protein binding; DNA binding. Gene Ontology annotation, biological process: sister chromatid cohesion. The record is from RefSeq and is a predicted model, not a curated record. Gene Ontology annotation, cellular component: cohesin complex; nucleus; chromosome.